AUGCAGCCAGUACAAGUCAGACUCACUCCACACAGAGAUCUACAUCACAGACAUACAAGCAUGGCACCAGCAAUCACAACAAGGAUGACCAACCCAAAUGAACACAAGAGUCCAACAAACAAGCUGAGAAAGCCAAUAAUUGAAAAGAUGCGCAGAGACCGCAUCAACACCAGCAUUGAACAACUCAAGUCCCUCCUCAGUGCAGAGUUCCUCAACCAGCAACCUGACUCCAAGUUGGAGAAGGCCGACAUUCUGGAGAUAACAGUUUGUUUCCUGAGACAAAAGCAGCAGCAACAGCAGAAAAUGCAGCAGAUGUCAGCAAACAUCUCAUCAACUGCUGUUCAUCAAGGCUUCUCCAGAUGUGUCCAAGAGAUCGUACACUUCCUGUCCAAGAAUGAGAUGAAGACACAGUCUCAGAGAAGACUUCUGAACCACUUCCAGAACUUCCAGCCAUCAUCUGACAGCUAUAAGAGGGAGAAUGUUUUUUCCCAGCCGAACUCUCCAGACAACCACACCAUCAACAAAGAGAAGAGUUUAGCAAAGAGGGUCCUCUGGAGGCCCUGGUAG
Molecule: messenger RNA, 567 nt
Organism: Chanos chanos (milkfish)
Lineage: Eukaryota; Metazoa; Chordata; Actinopteri; Gonorynchiformes; Chanidae
Product: transcription factor HES-5-like
Exons: 2
Coding region: 1-567 (188 amino acids)
Biological process (GO): regulation of DNA-templated transcription
Molecular function (GO): DNA binding; protein dimerization activity
Source: RefSeq, a predicted model, not a curated record